CCAAAGUCAUUACCAGAAAUGGCAACUACUAAAAGUUUCCCACGCGCAACUUUUCUUCAUGUUCUUUUCACCCUUGCGAUAUUUGUUAGUGUGUUAGCAGAUAUUGCAGUGGGGGAUUACACUACAUGUCCCGCUGGAUCAAAUUAUAGACAAACAAUUGUAGGUAGCGGUGGUCGUGAUUUCAGGUGUGGCCCCGCAACCUGCCCUAACAGAUGCAACAACUUAUGUGGCGGCGUACAGAAUGUACGGAAGAUCCACUGCCAAGCAAACUCAGGUGUUUUCAAUAUCCAAACAAUUUUUUGUGCGUGUUGUUGCGGGGCUUCCCCUUCUCCUCCACCACCCCCACGUCAAUCACCACCACCUCCUAGAGCAUCCCCGCCGCCUCCACCGCCAUCACCUCCUCCUCCAUCUCCACCACCACCACCACCAUCACCCCCACCUCCAUCUCCACCACCACCACCGCCAUCACCCCCUCCUCCAUCACCACCACCACCACCACCAUCUCCACCACCACCACCACCACCAUCAGAUCCACGAGAUCAAUGCAGUCCUGAAUUUACAUCUUAUUCUUCGACUGUAGUGACAGAUUGCACCCUUUGUCCCGUUUGUAGUUGUCCUGGUGGUGUACCUCCACCGCUUGAGGGGUGCAUUCUAAAUUACUGCAGUUGUUGUUGCCCAACUACCCUUACAUCAUCAUCAACAAUUCCUGGUUCGUCAUUAUUCGCAGCUGCAUAGCCAACAACAUAUAUUGUGGUAAAACUACCCUGCGGUGGUCAUAAGCUAGAUGCAGCCAAUGUGAUUGUCAUAUGGAGUGGUCUUUAUGCGUUUAAUGGUAAUACAAUAAGCAGCGUGUACUCUAUUUUUCUUCCUCCCUUACUUUUUAAUAGGCCAGUUUCUUUUUAAUAGGCCAGUUUCUAUAGAUAAAUAUUUCAAAAAAAAAAGUCAGUUUCCUUACUGGGAAAGUCAAAUCUUACUUUAAUUUUUCGGGACCACGUUUCUUUUAAUUUCUUUUGAUGACAAGUGUUAUGUGGACCAUUUCACUUCACUUCUUUUAUUGACAAUUGUCUAGAGGACCAGUUUCAAUAAUUAGUUCUCUUAAUUUCCUUAAUUUUUCUCAAAAAAAAAGAGACUGGCCUAUUAAAAAGUAACGAAGGGAGUAUUUGUUUAACGCAUGUAGCGAUCCAUAAUUUUCAUCUUCGAUGGAUGUAUUUUUAUGUUACUAUAACUUGCGGGUGUUAUCUAAUUUAGUAGACACACUAACUAGUCAUUUAAUGCCUUUCAUUUUAGUCUGAAGAUUAUGUUCAAAAAUGAUUUGAUAAUUUAAGAUU
Messenger RNA from Papaver somniferum (opium poppy), 1328 nucleotides. Its product is annotated as leucine-rich repeat extensin-like protein 3. NCBI's taxonomy places the organism in Eukaryota, Viridiplantae, Streptophyta, Magnoliopsida, Ranunculales, Papaveraceae. The transcript is spliced from 2 exons. The coding region runs from base 19 to 735 and encodes 238 amino acids. The record is from RefSeq and is a predicted model, not a curated record.